AUGGACUUGCCACGUUUGGAGCGUUUUGGGGUCCCUGGUUUGCUGGGUGGCUCCCUGCGAGGGGCUCGUACUGGUUCAGUGGCCGCUCGGUCUCUAGUGGAGCUUUUACCGAGUAGUCCGCCCGCCCACGAUCGGAACCGGUCGAAUGCGCGUGUGCGGGAGGGACGCUGGCUGCCGGAACUGGGGGCGCGCGCUUUCGUGUUGGCCUGUGGUCUGUCGGUCGCUCGUGCGUGUCGGCUACGACGGCAGGUCAAGCAACACGACGAGGAUGUCGCUAUAGCAGAGACAGGGAUAGACAAACGCAGUGAGGGGGGGGCAAAGGGAGGCAAAGCAGACAGAGUGGCACCUUACACACUCGGCAGUAACGAGGCGAGAGAGGCGGAGGCGCAGGGGGGCGACACCAAGUGA
Messenger RNA from Phytophthora nicotianae INRA-310, 408 nucleotides. RefSeq lists its product as hypothetical. The record is from RefSeq and is a predicted model, not a curated record. The transcript has a single exon. NCBI's taxonomy places the organism in Eukaryota, Oomycota, Peronosporomycetes, Peronosporales, Peronosporaceae. Bases 1 to 408 code for a protein of 135 amino acids.